Drosophila serrata is the source of this 1721-nucleotide messenger RNA. RefSeq names its product UDP-glycosyltransferase family 35 member B1 (gene Ugt35B1). The record is from RefSeq and is a predicted model, not a curated record. Lineage: Eukaryota; Metazoa; Arthropoda; Insecta; Diptera; Drosophilidae. Gene Ontology annotation, molecular function: UDP-glycosyltransferase activity.
UUCAUAGCUUGAGUUUGUCGGAUCGAGACCAUGUUGGCUAUUCGUCUGUUCAGUUAUGUGUUGAUCCUUCCCGCUUGCCUGGAAGCAGCCAGGAUACUGGCCGUAUUCCCCUUUCCAGGACCAUCGCAGUAUAUCAAUGUGGUGCCCUAUUUAAAGACUCUGGCAUCUCGGGGUCAUGAGGUGACCUCCAUCAAUGCCUUUCCACAGAAGAAACCGGUAAAGAACUUUCGAGAUAUUCCUGUCUUGGAAGUGUUUAAGAACUACAACGAUAUCAUUCACGAGUUUGACAAUCCCAUGAACAUAUGGGAGGAGAACAACUUUGUAAAUAAGUUCUUUUUGGGUGUCACGCGCUCUGUUCUUACCAACAAGGAGGUACAGGAGACCCUCCUGCAGCCUGGAAAGGAUCACUACGAUCUUAUUAUUGUGGAGGCUCUUCGUACGGAUGCUUACUACGGGUUUGCAGCUCACUUCAAUGCUCCCAUCAUUGGCAUCUCCACCUUUGGCACCGAUUAUAAUAUCGAUGAGCUGGUCGGCAAUGUCUCACCGUUGUCGUAUAUUCCACUGGUGACAGCGGGUCUCACCGAUCGAAUGACUUUCGCAGAGCGGGUUAUCAAUUUUUUGGAUACUUCGAUUGGCUGGCUUAACUACAGGUUUUUCCAUAUGCCGGAACAGGAGAAAAUGUAUGCAGAGCACUUCCCAUUGGCCUCGGCAAGAGUUCCACUUUCAGAGCUGAACAGGAACUUUUCGCUGGUGCUUCUCAAUCAGCAUUUCUCGUUGAGUUUCCCGCGACCCUAUGUUCCGAAUAUGAUCCAGGUCGGAGGUCUGCAUAUAUCCCACAAGCCGGCACCAUUACCCAAGGAAAUGGAGGACUUUAUUCAGGGAGCUGGAGAGCAAGGUGUGAUUUACUUUUCCCUGGGCUCGAAUGUCAAGAGCAAGGAUCUGCCGGAUGAGAGAAGGGAACUAAUACUGAAAACCUUUGCCAGUCUGCCGCAACGCGUCCUGUGGAAAUUCGAGGACGAUCAGUUGCCGGGUAAACCCGCAAAUGUUUUCAUUAGCAAGUGGUUCCCCCAACCCGACAUCCUGGCCCAUCCGAAGGUGAAGUUAUUCAUCACCCAUGGCGGAUUGCUGAGCACCAUAGAAAGUAUUCAUCAUGGCAAACCGGUUCUGGGUCUGCCCUUCUUCUAUGAUCAGUUCCUCAAUGUCAAGAGGGCCACACAGGCGGGAUUUGGCUUGGGAUUGGAUCACAAGACGAUGACACAGAAGGAGUUUAAGGAGACCAUACAGCGGCUGCUCAAGGAGCCUCGAUUUGCUGAGACAGCCAAGCAGAUGUCGGAUCGUUAUCGAGAUCAACCCAUGACGCCACUGGACACUGCUAUCUGGUGGACAGAGUAUGUCCUGCGGCACAAAGGAGCAUAUCACAUGCGAGUCGCUGGCCAGGAUUUGGGAUUCUUUGCCUACCACAGCGUGGAUGUCAUUGGUACCCUCUUGGGUGGAGCCCUUUUGAUUAUUGUGAUAAUUACAAGCAUUCUUUGGAAAAUAUCAAAGUUAGUUGGACCUGGAAGUUCUAAAAAGAAACUAAAAGAGCAGUGAAAAUUAUAUAUGUUUUUAGGAUUAUAAAUAUUUUAAUUUUGGUGCAGUUACUAAACAUAAGAAUAACAUAAAAAAUUUUAAAUUAUUUGAAUCAAACAUCAAAUACAAACAAUAUAGAAAAUGGGCUGCCA